This is a messenger RNA of Brachypodium distachyon (stiff brome), 1073 nucleotides long. RefSeq names its product dehydrin Rab25-like. Gene Ontology annotation, biological process: response to water. Lineage: Eukaryota; Viridiplantae; Streptophyta; Magnoliopsida; Poales; Poaceae. The coding region runs from base 158 to 838 and encodes 226 amino acids. The record is from RefSeq and is a predicted model, not a curated record. The transcript has 2 exons.
CUCCAUUGAUCGAUCCAUUCCCAUCCUCUGCGAGCAGCACGCGCGCGAAGGCGCCGCCGCCGAUCGAGACUAACUCACAAGCCACUGCCCACGGCCACAGAACCCAAAUCGUGAAAAUCCGUUAGAAAGAAAGCACUGCGGCGAGAGCGCGCAGCUAAUGGCGGACUACAGUGGAGAGUACGGGCACCCGUACCCGCGCGUCGACCAGUACGGCAACCCAGUGCCGCCGGUCGACCAGUACGGCAACCCCAUCCCGAGGGAACUGGGCCUGCUGCCCACGUACAGCUCGGAAGGCAUCGGCGACAUGGUGGUGGCGCCGGCCGAUUACGGCGCCGGCAUGGCUAGCACGGCGUACCCGCACGAGGGCGUGAUACUUGGCGGCGGCGGCGCCGUUUCCCCGAACGGCGCCACCGAGGCUUACACACACGAUGAGGGCGCGCUAAGCGGCGGCAGUCUCGCCCCUGGCGAGACCACGGCGUACGCUUAUGAUGAGGGCGUGGUCGGCAGCGGCAUCAUCGCGGGCGACCAGCUCCAGUCCAGCAGGGAGAAGGAGGAGCACACGACGCUCGGCGAAACUCUUCGCCGCUCCGGCAGCUCCAGCUCCAGCUCGUCGUCGGAGGAUGACGGUCAAGGCGGGCGGCAGAGGAGGAAGAAGAGCAUCAAGGAGAAGAUAAAGGAGAAGUUUCCGGGCAGCAAUAACAGCAACAAGCAGGAGGAGCACAAGGGCGCCGGGCACGCGGUGCCGGCGGCGGCUGGGACGGGGACGCAUGCAGCGGCAACGCACGAAAAGAAGGGCAUCAUGCAGAAGAUCAAGGAGAAGCUCCCUGGCCACCACUGAGCACGUACGCGCCUCAGUUGACGACGACGGUUCUCGCUUCUUGGGCUUGUAUGGCGUUAGAUUAGAUAGACAUAUAUUAGCCUCAUAAGCUGUACUGCUAGGUGCUAGCCGAUCAGUACUUGUGUGCACCACUAGUAUAUCAAAGUUCGGUAGCCGAUCAGUACUUGUGCACAUGUUGGUGUGCGUGAUCGAUGUUGAAUCGCACCAUGGUGAUGUUCUGUACCUUUAGAAUUUA